AUGACGAGUCCUUCGGAGACUGGGAAGUUCCAGAUGAAUUUGGCCGCCCUGAAGGGGACGUCGCAUCUGAGACAGAGCCAGAGAGAGUUUGCCGAAGCCAUGGAGGCAACUCGCCCAGAAGUUUUGCGUGGAUGUCCAGCUCACGUCGCGUCUGGCGGCUUUGGACGGGUGUUUUGGGCGAGUUGGCAUCGGCGUCGCAGCUUCUUCCACCUGAGCAGGGUUACCGAAACCUACGACGAGUUCGUCAGUCAUAGCUGGGAGGUUGCAUCUUGGAAGAAAGCUCUGCUCAUGGUGAUAUUAAAGCAUGGCCCACCUGCCUGCCUCCUAGCGGCCCUUGGUGCUGCGCUGAUGAUGUGGAUUUGGCAGUUUGGCUUCUUGCCUGGCUACGUGAAAGCUGAGUAUGAGUCCGAUGCGCCGGGCUUGCAACACUCUUUUUGGAGCCUUCUCGCGGGGCUUAUCCUGGUUCCCUUGACUCUAUUCUUCUGGAAGCCUCGUGGCAUCGUUUUUUUAGACCGGGUGUGUAUCAACCAGUUCGACAGCCGCCAGAAGGCGGAAGGAAUUCUGAACCUGGGAGCCAUACUGAAAGCGUCCGAAUCGCUUCUGCUUGUCUGGGACGAGUCCUAUGACAGGCUUUGGUGUGUCUUUGAGCUAGCAGCAUUCCUUCGUUCCCAUCCCGACAUGCUCACCACCAUGAACCUCUCCAAACUGAAAGUGGUUCCUGCCGCUCUUGGCUAUGUGUCCGUCUCACUGGCGCUAGGUUGUCUAGCCUUUGGCUUUUUCGGGUUCCUGGUUCCGUCAGAGGAUGUUUGGCUGCAGUGGACCGUCAAAUCGCUUCUGAUGGUUGUUUGCGGCAAUGUCGCGGUAGACGCAUUUCGUUCGCACUUCCGGGGCCUGGACGCGAUGAGCUCUCAGCUGCAGAGCUUUGAGCUUCAGAAGACCAGCUGCUGGUGCUGCUCUGUGAAUCAUGUGCACCCGACGACUUCUGAACAGCUCCCAUGCGAUAGAAGCAUCCUUACCAAGUGUUUGACCGCAUGGUUUGGUUCCGAGCAGGCCUUCAAUGAUGCUGUUCGCUCGUCUGUGGCCACCGCCCUCGAACAGCAGCUGGGCUAUGACGCAUUUCCAUACACCUGGCUAUUGUGGUCGUCGUCACCAUACUUGUGGAGCCUCAUGGACGUUCUGGCCAGCAUGCUAGGCAAUAGUGCUCUCAGGGAGGAUGCUGUCCAGAGGAUUCUCAUCAGAAGCCCUAUCUAUUGGCUCUUCACUUUUCCAACGAUUUUCACGUGGGGCAUGAUCAUGGCCCGCUUCGUGCGAGCGAAGGGGCGAAACUGCCUCACCGAGUUUCUUCGCAACAUCCUCGUCGUUGUCAUGGCUGGGCCAAGCAUCCUUGUCGUCUUGUUUUGGGAGAUUUGGACCCGCCUCGCUUUCGAGAAUAAGUUGGUGGGCUCCUUGAUUUUUGUGACUAGUGCUGUGGUGAAUUUUCUCAUCACAAGGUCUAUCUACCAUUGGCACCACGGCAAACGAAUCUUGCAGCCGAUUGGUCCAAGAUCCUGA
Messenger RNA from Symbiodinium sp. CCMP2592, 1551 nucleotides. NCBI's taxonomy places the organism in Eukaryota, Dinophyceae, Suessiales, Symbiodiniaceae. The record is from the annotation of a GenBank genome assembly.